Molecule: messenger RNA, 816 nt
Organism: Closterium sp. NIES-67
Lineage: Eukaryota; Viridiplantae; Streptophyta; Zygnematophyceae; Desmidiales; Closteriaceae
Source: the annotation of a GenBank genome assembly
CCAGCACCCCCUCCUCCCUUGUUCUCUUCAACGGCAGCCAACUGCCAGCCCUCGCUGGCCUUCGCAUGCAAGAGAUAAGAGUGGAGCCACCCCUCUCUGCUGCUGCAGCUGUUGUCAGUGCUGGCGGCAGUGAUGGUGGCAGCAUGGCUGGGGAAGCAGGAAGAGGCUCCUCUUCUCCCUCUUCGCCUUCUCCUCUGCCCUCGUUGCUGGACGAUAGAGCGCUGUGGGUGGUGUGUGCUGUGCGCCUGGUGCUGCUGCCCAUUGUUGGCAUUGUGGGAAUCAUGGCACUGUACAACGCCAGGAUCAUUCCACAGGACCCAAUCUGUGCUCUCACACUCAUGAUCCAGACCGCCAUGCCCUCGGCGCAGAAUCUUGUGCUCAUGUCGCAGCUAAGCCCGGGCACGAAGCCACUGGCUGGGAUGCUGGCGUCAUUAAUGCUACGACAGUACGCCAUUUCCAUGCUGCCAAUCACAGUGUGGAUCACAGUAUUCCUGGCGCGGCUAAACAUGACUAUCUGAGAGAUUUUGGAACGAUAGAGAGUGGCGGAUGUCCUUUCACCUCCUGCCUGCCACAGGGGUCCUUCUUUUGUGUGACCCACAAGCAAACACCGCGUAUGCAUGGCAGCUGCUAGGGAGGCCCAGCAGCAGCUCCAGCAGCAGCAGCAGCAGCAGCAGCAGCAGCAGCAGCAGCAGCAGCAGCAGCAGCAGCAGCAGCAGCAGCAGCAGCAGCAGCAGCAGAUCAAGAAGCACGGGACAUUUUUUUAGCCCCAUGAGCUGCCUGCCCUCCACAACUCGAGAAGCAGUGAUUCACUUGUAA